Messenger RNA from Aphis gossypii (cotton aphid), 1469 nucleotides. RefSeq names its product ribonuclease H2 subunit B. The transcript has 7 exons. Gene Ontology annotation, cellular component: ribonuclease H2 complex; nucleoplasm. NCBI's taxonomy places the organism in Eukaryota, Metazoa, Arthropoda, Insecta, Hemiptera, Aphididae. Gene Ontology annotation, biological process: ribonucleotide metabolic process; RNA catabolic process. The record is from RefSeq and is a predicted model, not a curated record. Bases 373 to 1281 code for a protein of 302 amino acids.
AUUUUUGAGUUUUGAAACUUAGAGUAGUUGAGACUUUGAGAGCAAAUCUAAGAAGUACCUACUACUUAAAACGGCUAAUUUCGUAAAUCGUAAUAUUCUUAUUCUAAAAUAAUUGGAGAUUGCUUAUUUAAUGUUAAGUGUACUUACUUAAUACAGAACUGUGUCAACAGUAAUCUUUUGGUUUCAUCUCUAUUCUCUUGUGAACUGAUAUUGUGAAAAUAGUAAAUACCAAUUAAUAUUUAUUUAUUAAUUAUUAUCAUUUAUAAUUUUCUAUAAACUAUUAUAUUGUUCUAUAAAUAUUUUACUUUUUUUUGUUAUGUUAAUUCAAAAACCGUCUUAAAAUAUCAAUUAUCGAGUUACAGUCAUAGCGUUAUGGCUCCUCGAGGUAGAAAACCAAAAGCAAAAAACGAACAAGACUCUACAGAAUAUGAAAAAAAUCGUUUUAUCAUUUUACCAGAUGCUUUAACAAAAGAUAAAAGUACUGAUCUACAAUUAAUAAAACUGCGUCAUCCACAAACUAGUGAAUUGGCGAUUUUUGUGUAUUCAGAAAAAGAUAAAAAUCUAGCACAAAUGCGAUCAUUACCAUUUAGUCAUAGAUCAUUUUUCAAAGGCAAUAAACUCAUUCCUAUUGAUAGGAUUGAUUUUGUAACAUUAGUUGAUCCUCUGUUUCUUUUUCUACCGUAUUUUAUCAAAUGUUCUUCUAUGUUCAGUCCAUUGGAUCAAAUUUUAGUGGAUGAACAUCUUCCAGAGUUAAAUAACCUUCUAAUGAAAUUGUCUGAACUGACCAAUUUAAAUCAAGUUGCUACUAGAAAAGAAAUUGGAGAUUUAAUUCUGUGGAAGUAUAAUGAAAAUAGUACUUUAGAAUGGCUUACACCUAAAAUUGAUAAAGUUGCAAAAGUUUUAGUCACACAACAAAUAAAUGUUAAUCAAAACGCAGCCAUAUCAUCUUCAUUUAAACUGUGUGAAACAAGUAUACACUCAACUGACGAACAAUACAAAAGAUAUGCAUAUGAUAUAAUUUCGGAAUAUUUACAUAGUGAUAUUCAAAAAUCAUUGUUAAAACAUCUCGGGCUUCCAGAAAUAGUAGAAUCUAAUAAACGUAAAGCUGAUGAAAAUAGAGAUGUAAAUAAAAAAGUUAAACACAAUAAAGAUGAAUAUGACGAAAUGCCUCAUAAAGUUGAAAAGGUUGUCACUCCAAAGUUAACUGCUAAAGACAAAGCAUUAAAAAAAGCUGCAACUGGGACAAAAUCAAUAUCAUCAUUUUUUAAAAAAAGUUCAUAAAUCAUAAUUGUAUGUGAUUAUGAAAUGGCAUAUGAUUAGUAUAACUUUUCUUGUCAUUGCUAUAGUAUUUAGUAUUUUUUUUUUUUUUUAGUUAUGUGAAUUUAUAAUUUUUCAAUAAUGUAUGUACAUAAUAUUUGUAAAAUAAUAAUUAAUUAUUGUCUAUUAAAAUAAAUUCAAUAUUAAAUUUA